CCAGUGCUCGUCACGGCAGCAUCUGGCUCAUAUCCUGCUGCGCAACCGGCUUCCAACUGGAUACGAUCUGAGACGACUAUGCAUCGGACGUUAUUCAGCCUGCCCUGGGCGUACCUGCCGAAAGACAAGGCAGCGGCCGUAGCUGUGAUAGCAUCAGUUCGUGUUGUCGACUUUUACCAGAUAGCAAGCUUCCAAACGUGUGUGACGCUUCAUCUCCAGUACUUACAGCCGGACCUUUCAACAACCGAAUUGGCCCGUCAUGUCGGCGUGGCUCAGGGCAUGUUCACAGCAGCACAAAUUCUCUCGGCGCCGAUAUGGGGUAUCGCCGUUGACAGAAUCGGCCGGAAGACGGUCAUUCUUAUCGGCCUCAUCUCCACGGCCAUCGCCUGCGUGGGAGUGGCUUUCGCAAGGUCAAUCGGGGCCGUAGUCUUCUGGCGGCUUCUGGCCGGGGCCACCAAUGGCACCGUGGUCGCCGCUCGAACCGCCAUGUCGGACAACCUCCCUCCCCAAAGUCUGCCCGCGGGCUUUUCCCUUCUGGUACUAUCGUUCCAUGUGGCCAAUGCCAUCGGACCAUUGAUCGCCGCUGCUUCUAUGGGUCCUCAUCUUGGAUGGCUCUCCAUCUCGGCUUCAUCGGAGUCAGGAAGUGCCACAAUGGCGCAUUGGGAAGCCAGCAAUCCUUACACAAUGCCAAAUCUCAUUAGCGCGUUAGUGUUGACGGCAGACGCGCUCUUGGUUUGGUACAAGUUGAAGGAAGUGCACAAUGUCACUCAUCGGGAAUGGCACAAGCUAGUGAUCAGAUCACAUGACUGGAUUCGACAAUGCUUUCACCGAUACAAAUGGCAGUACAGACCAGUAACAAGAUACAACUAUGAACACCUGAUUGAAGCCAGCGAUGCCGUGGAGAUGCAGCGGGAUGAACCUCAACAGGAUUCGGAACGCUCAAAAGAGCAAAUGGAGCCGAUAUGGAGGCUAAAGUUCCUCAUCGUCUUGUGCACAGUUGCUAUAUUGGAAUUCCAUCUUGGUGCCUUCGGGUCACUCUGGCCUUUGUUCGUGGUCGCCGACCGCCGCAAACCCGAAGCUCCAGUGAGGCUGCCGUUUGUCUUUUCUGGCGGACUUCAACUCAAAAACUCGGACAUCGGACUCGCUGUAGGGGCUUUGGGAUUUAUUGGUGUGAUUUUGCAACUCACUGCGGUACCCCAUAUCACGACCAAGUUUGGGGCGGUGCGGGCUUUCAAAGCCACCCUUCCGCUGUUCCCCGCCAGUCUUUUCAUCGCGCCAUACUUGACCUUUCUUACUCCUGAUAGUCCUCAUGCUCUGUGGCUAGGGCUCCUAUUGGUUCUGUUCCUCCACGUGCUGGGCCGGUCAUUCGGGAUUUUAGUGACAAUCCUACUAGUAAACCAGUCAACAGCGCAGCCAUCCCGCCGCGGAACAGUUCACGGAAUAGCAAAUACAGUAGCAAGCACGUUCCGCACUGCGGGCUCAAUCGCGGGCGGCUCAUUGUUUGGGCUUGGCGUAGAACGAAAUUUAGCUGGUUUAGGUUGGUGGAUAACAGGUGGUGUUAGUAUUUUGGGAUGGGCUUUAGGUCCAUGGGUUUAACAGAGUAGCUGGAAUGGCUAGUAAGCACUAGGUUACAGUAUUCUCUGGCUGCAGAGGGAUGGCCACAACUGUAUGUUGAUUUACUCCCAAGAUCGCUAUAGAAUUCAUGACAUUUGC
Colletotrichum navitas is the source of this 1713-nucleotide messenger RNA. Its product is annotated as major facilitator superfamily domain-containing protein. Bases 79 to 1596 code for a protein of 505 amino acids. The record is from RefSeq and is a predicted model, not a curated record. Gene Ontology annotation, biological process: transmembrane transport. The transcript is spliced from 3 exons. NCBI's taxonomy places the organism in Eukaryota, Fungi, Ascomycota, Sordariomycetes, Glomerellales, Glomerellaceae. Gene Ontology annotation, molecular function: transmembrane transporter activity.